Molecule: messenger RNA, 2506 nt
Organism: Plectropomus leopardus (leopard coralgrouper)
Lineage: Eukaryota; Metazoa; Chordata; Actinopteri; Perciformes; Serranidae
Gene: rhbdl2
Product: rhomboid, veinlet-like 2 (Drosophila)
Cellular component (GO): membrane
Molecular function (GO): serine-type endopeptidase activity
Source: RefSeq, a predicted model, not a curated record
GCACCGGGAAACAGGUAGGCUGUUGUUGUCGCGCGCAAGGCUGCAGACUUCUCUAUCCGUUUCUGUAAAAAUCUCCUGUUUAUGAGAGGAAGAGGGGAGCAUCAGUGGGUUGUUUUCAGUGAGGAAGGAAGCCUCUUGCAGGAAAAGCAGUGCAAGGUCUAUAAUUAUCUCCAAGUGCUCUUUCUUCUUUUUUUUUUGUCCGGAUUCUCACAGUGACGGCAGUGUUGAGGAAGGGACUCCGCGGGUUGUGUGAAAGAAUGAAGGAGUGGUGUUGAACACGUUAUUGUUGAGUAUUUUUGAACUCUUGUACAGUGGAUGAACUCGUGCAUUCUUCAGCUCACACAUUGAGCUGUUUAAAUUAGUUUAACCGAAUCAGUAUUUAUGCGUUUGGGACCAUCUGGAGCCAUCUGCACCCUGCCUUUUGACGGAUUAGGACUGGAGCAUUGAUGGAGGACAUCGACCUCGAGCAGCUGGAGCCGUUACCUGUGGACCGAGAUGGGAAACCGCUCGGGAGGGCAGCGGACCAGCCUGACGGCAACAGAAAGAUGGGAUGUUGUGAGAAGUUCCAGCAGUCUGUCUCUAAAUGGAUGCUACCAGCAGACGCCCGCAGCAAGUACCUGGAACGUGCCAACUGCUGUCCGCCCCCCAUCUUCAUCAUCCUCAUCAGUAUUGCAGAGCUGGCAGUGUUUAUCUACUACGCUGUGUGGAAACCUCAGAAGCAGUGGGUGACCCUGGAUGAAGGCAUCUGGAAGAGCCCACUCACAUAUAAGCCCGAGCAAAGGCAGGAAGCAUGGCGCUUUAUCUCCUACAUGUUUGUCCACGCUGGUGUGGAGCACAUCGUGGGCAACCUGAUAAUGCAGCUGCUGCUGGGCAUCCCGCUGGAACUGGUCCACAAAGGGUUUGAAGUAGGAAUGGUUUACAUGGCGGGCGUUCUGGCAGGCUCGUUGUGCAGCUCCAUCUUUGAUCCUCUCAGUGCUCUGGUGGGAGCCUCUGGGGGCGUUUAUGCUCUGAUAGGAGGCUAUUUUAUGAACGCAGUGGUGAAUUUCCGAGAGAUGAUCCCUCUCCUUGGAGUAUUUCGUAUCCUCGCCAUAGUAAUAUUUGUUGCCACAGAUUUUGGAUUCGCCUUCUAUAGAAGAUUUAUCAGCGACGAGGCUGGUAUGCAGGUGUCCUUUGUGGCUCAUUUUGGAGGAAUCGUCGCCGGCAUGACAGUCGGCUACGUAUUUUUCAGCGCUUACAACAAGAAGCUGCUCAAAGACCCACGUUUCUGGCUGUGUAUAGUGGGAUACAUAAUCUUUGUGAUCUUUGCUGUGGUCUUUAACAUCUUCCUGAGCCCGGCAACAAAGUAGCACAGAGCUGCACUCACCAAAAGUUUUUGUUUUUUAAAAGUAAACACUAAAUGCCUUAAUAUCACACUCAGUAGGCUUUAUUUUGCUGAUGUGUUUCAGAAAAAAAGUUGCUUUCAGGGAAUUUGUGAAUGUAGUGAACAGGGUUUGUUUUUUAUUUUUUUUUAUUAGAUUUGCUUGUGGAAUUUGAGAGUUUAAGGGAAAGAGUGCCUCCUGCUGUUUAUGUGUAGCAUUGCAGAAGGUAUGCUAUUAAACAUUUUAGACAAGACCAAAAUGUGCUUUUUUAAGUAAUUUGAACUAAAUUAAAUGUACCUUUUAAUAUGUUGUUAUUAAUUAUUAUUUCUUUAUUGAGUUCUCUGUGCGUGAGAUCUCUUUGAACUUGUCAUGAUUAUCAGGAAAUUGAUGAAUACACUGGUCCUACUUCAUAUCAUUUUUCUUUAAUAGGAAAUAAUGCUCAGGCUGUUUAAUUUCAUACUUUUAUACUAAUUUUCUGUUGAAUCAUCAAAGACUCUCAUGGGGUUUCAGUAUUCAUGAAAUGUGCCUUAUUAAUGGUGAAGUCACCGCACUGAACACAGAGUUUGAUGAGUCUCAGGGGAAAAAAACAGGAUAAUGUCAAAACCGUUUUAGUUGCUCCUUCUUUCUGUAAGCAGUAGAGCUGGUUUACCAUCAGGCCUUGGCUCAGUGCCACUCUAUUGUUUCAAUUACAUCCUGUUGACAGGACACGGCUAAUUACAUGCACAUGAGUUACAGAACUGUUUCUGUCAUGGUUAUUGUUUUUUUACCUUGGAAAUAAAAAAACAUUGGCUUUAAACAUCAACAAUCAGCUUUCAGAAACAGCAUCUACUAUUGUAAAAUUAAACAGCGGUUUAUGUAGUACAAUAUCCCCACUGAACUUUUGGGAAACUGCUGAAAGUGGAAGUUGUAUUUUGGUGACUGUACAUUUUCUGCGUCAUGAGUCUAUAAAAUGAAAACUCUAAUAUUACUUCUGGUGUGAGCAGGGGGCAAUGGUACAUAUUAUGAUUCAGAGGCAGAUCGUACGUUUGUACUUAAUUUAUCUUAAAUCAAAGCAACAAACAACCAAAGACACUUCCUACACUUGUUUUUGCAUUUCCACAGCUCAAUGUUUUACACAUUUUUAAUAAAAUGUUGUGUUUUUUGAUGUA